Populus nigra (black poplar) is the source of this 2057-nucleotide messenger RNA. RefSeq names its product calcium-dependent protein kinase 1-like. The record is from RefSeq and is a predicted model, not a curated record. Lineage: Eukaryota; Viridiplantae; Streptophyta; Magnoliopsida; Malpighiales; Salicaceae. Gene Ontology annotation, molecular function: ATP binding; calcium/calmodulin-dependent protein kinase activity; calmodulin binding. Bases 217 to 1770 code for a protein of 517 amino acids. The transcript has 10 exons. Gene Ontology annotation, cellular component: nucleus; cytoplasm. Gene Ontology annotation, biological process: intracellular signal transduction; protein autophosphorylation; peptidyl-serine phosphorylation.
GUGGAAGCCCUCAACUGGUUGGCCAGCGGAAUCCACGCACACACAAUUCAACAUACGCCUCUUAACGUAAAUCAACCCAAACCAAGCUCAUUUUGGUAAUUUAAUCCUUCUCCCUCCAUCAACAAGACAGGACUCCCCCAUGUCCCUCCCCCUGUCUUAACUGCUCUCUCGCUCAUCGUCAUUGACUCUCAUUUGACCAAAAUAGCCUCCCACGAAAUGGGAAACUGCAACAGCCUCCCCUCCUCCUCCACCACCACCGACCACCACAACACUCCUCCCAAUGGUGGCAUAAAAGUCCUACCUCCUACUGCCACUCCACCGCCGCGAUCUCAGCACCACCACCACUCCUCGGCCUCCGGAUCCACUGCAGUCGGCAGAGUCCUUGGCCGGCCGAGGGAGGAUGUACGAAACACAUACAUAUUUGGUCGCGAGCUUGGUCGCGGCCAGUUUGGAGUCACGUACUUGGUUACUCACAAGGAGACUAAACAGCACUUCGCUUGCAAGUCAAUUGCGUCUCGGAAGCUCAUCAACCGUGAUGAUAUUGAAGAUGUUCGCCGUGAAGUACAGAUCAUGCAUCACCUUACUGGUCACAGGAAUAUAGUGGAAUUGAAGGGAGCUUAUGAGGAUCAGCAUUCAGUGAAUUUAAUAAUGGAGUUGUGUGAAGGAGGGGAGUUGUUUGAUCGGAUAAUAGCAAAAGGGCAUUAUUCAGAGAGAGCCGCAGCUGAUUUGUGUAGGCAAAUUGUGACUGUUGUGCACAAUUGUCAUACAAUGGGAGUGAUUCAUAGGGAUUUGAAGCCCGAGAAUUUCCUCUUUUUAAGUACUCAUGAGGAUUCGCCUUUGAAGGCUACUGAUUUUGGGCUCUCUGUAUUUUUUAAGCCAGGAGAUGUGUUUAAAGACCUUGUUGGAAGUGCUUAUUAUGUAGCUCCUGAAGUAUUGCGACGAAACUAUGGAGCUGAGGUUGACAUUUGGAGUGCAGGGGUCAUAUUAUAUAUUCUUCUCAGUGGUGUCCCACCAUUCUGGGGAGAUACUGAACAAGUCAUCUUUGAUUCUGUUCUCCGGGGACAUAUUGAUUUCUCUUCUGAUCCAUGGCCUUCCAUAUCUAGUAGCGCCAAAGAUCUUGUGAAGCAGAUGCUAAGAGCUGAUCCAAAGGAACGGCUUUCAGCAGUUGAAGUUCUAAAUCAUCCAUGGAUGCGAGAAGAUGGUGCCUCUGAUAAGCCUCUUGAUAUUGCUGUUUUAACAAGAAUGAAACAAUUUAGGGCAAUGAACAAACUAAAAAAAGUAGCACUGAAGGUAAUUGCUGAAAACCUUUCUGAAGAAGAAAUUAUGGGCUUGAAGGAAAUGUUUAAAUCUAUGGACACGGACAACAAUGGAACAAUCACUUUUGAGGAGUUGAAAGCUGGUCUUCCAAAACUGGGUACUAAGCUUUCUGAGUCUGAAGUGAGGCAGUUAAUGGAAGCGGCUGAUGUGGAUGGAAACGGAACAAUUGAUUACAUUGAGUUUAUAACAGCUACCAUGCACAUGAAUAGAAUGGAAAGAGAGGACCAUUUAUACAAAGCCUUUGAAUAUUUCGACAAGGACAAGAGCGGGUACAUCACAAUGGAAGAGUUGGAGCAAGCCCUUAUGAAAUAUAAUAUGGGUGAUACAAAAACAAUAAAAGAGAUCAUUGCAGAAGUUGACACAGACCAUGAUGGAAGGAUCAACUAUGAAGAGUUUGUUGCCAUGAUGAGAAAAGGCAAUCCUGAGUUGGCCCCAACCAGACGGCGCAAAUGAGCUCUCGCUUCGCCACCUUCUCACAACAAAAACUGCUCUUUGGAACCUAUUGUUGUCUGCCGUAUUUAGCCAUUGCAGAGACACUUUGAGAUGAUUUUUCUUGUUUGUUCUUGAGAUAUUUGAUAUAUUUCUUUACCGGUUAGGGUUAAUUUUUUAUUUUGUCCUUGGGAACCUUCCUGUAUACCCACAUUAUAUUUACGCUUUAAUUGUGUUUUUUUCCAGUCGUCUUAGAACUAACACUGCUUGUCAUUCUCAUUUCAUCUAUCAAUGGAGAAAGGAUUGGAAAA